CAGAAGUCGGAUCUUAGGACCUCUACAGUCUGUCCGGUCUCUCCCGGUAGUGGGAGGAGUCACGGUUGAGGAGACGUGGCAACAGAUGACGUCAUCACAGUGCGCCGUCGGUUCGUCCAUGGUUGUUCUGAGCUAAUCCAGCUAGCAGCUUUGUUUCUGGAUAAAGUGAAGCUGAUUGAGUGGGAAGAUGAUGGAAGAGAGCGGGAUCGAGACUACGCCUCCUGCCAGCCCUUCACCUCCUCUGACGGAGGCUGCUUUAGUCAGCAGCCCCCCCAUGACUGCAGGUCUGUCCAGUCCUCCGUCCCUCCUCAGCACCACCGCAAUCGCCUCCUUCCCCCCUGGCCCCUCCCUCCCCGCAUUCAGCAGCCCCCUUCCCUCAGCCCCUUCUCUCUCCUCUCAGUUCCCCCCUCCCUCCUCCCUCUCCUCCCCCUUCACCAGCAGCUCCCCCUUCCCCCCCUCGGCCUCCCCCUCCGUGCCUCCUCUGGCCUCCUCCUUCAGACCUCCUCCCUCCAUGGCUCCUGGCAUGUCGCCCCCUCCUGCGGGAGGUAUGAUGUCUGGCUUCUCCAUGAGUGCAGGAUAUGACAUCACACGGGGUCACGCCGGGCGGACGCCACAGACGCCACUGAUGCCGACCUUCUCCAGUCCCACGGCGAUGCCAGGUGUGGUGUCGAACCCGAUGGUCCAGCAGCCCGUGAUGACCGGAGGAAUAGAGGCCGGGUCUCCCAUCACAUUCCCGGAGGAGCAGGAGGAUCCUCGAGCCUCUGCAGAGGCCAACGCUGGAGGAGGGAUCUGGGGCUUCUUCAAGGGAGUAGCCGGUAACCCGAUGGUGAAAACGGUCCUGGAUAAAACCAAACACUCAGUAGAGUCCAUGAUCACCACUCUGGACCCCGGCAUGGCUCCGUACAUCCGCUCUGGAGGAGACGUGGACAUCGUAGUGACUUCAGAUAAAGAGACGAGCGUGUCAGCGGUCAGAGACGCCUUCCAGGAGGUGUUUGGGAUGGCCAUGGUGACUGGAGAGCCCGGUCAGUCCAACAUCGCCCCGCAGCCUGUGGGGUACGCUGCAGGAGUCAAGGGGGCUCAGGAGCGCAUUGACAGCCUGCGUCGGGCGGGAGUGAUUCAUGAGAAGCAGCCUGUGGUCUCUCUGGAAAACUUCAUCGCUGAGCUGUUUCCUGACAAGUGGUUUGAUAUGGGCUGUCUGAUCCUGGAGGACCCGGGUCUCAACAUCCGCAUCGAGGUCUUCACUCAGGCCACACCUGUGUCCCUAGAUCACAUCCAGCAGGCCCAGUCCCUGACCCCCCCGGACUACAGCCUUCGCUGGUCGGGUCUGAUCGUGACGGUAGGCGAAGUCCUUGAACGCAGCAUCCCCAACAUCAACCGGAUGGACUGGCACCAAGCAAUGACGGGGAUGAGCCAGCGCCACAUGAUCCAGAGCGCCGCCAAAGCUUUAGCCGGUCUCUACAAACAGCAGCUGCCCCCCAGGACUAUGUGAGGCUGCGGGUCUCGUACUGUGUCUCAGACCGGGAGGAGGCGGAGUCACGCAGGAGGAGGGACCAGCUGAUUGGACAGCAGGGUGUCUCGUAGCUCCGUCCUUCAAAAGCCAAACAAGCGUUUCUUUAGAGACAGAUGUUUGAACUGAAGAGAGACUUUAACUUUACCUGAUUCUUCAGAUUAUUAAACAUCUGGUUUAUUCUGAUCACAAACUUUAACACACCAAGGAAAUAUUUACUUCACUGUACAGACUUUUACUACGACUAUGUCCCAGCUGCUCUCUGACCGUUACACAUCUACCUUCAACAGAAGUUUCUAAACUUUGAUUUAGAGAGUUCGAUUUCAAAACGCAGGAGCUGGAUGAGAUUAAAACGUUUAAAAGAGACACAGCUCAAUGCAACCAUGUUACAUGUAAACAGACACAAAGCUAGCAGCCAUCAAUGCAAAUUGCAUAGAGCUUAAAAAUAUUCUAAAAUAAAUGUUUUGUUAAAUAUGCACAAUUUAAAAAUAUGAUAAAUACACGAUUAAAAAUGAAGGAUGAGCUGGAAUGAAAAUAAAAAAUAAGAUUCAAUAAAAUGGCAAAAAUAAACAAACAAAAUUUUUUAAAAAGUCUUUAUUUCUAAAUAUUAAAAUGUAUCAUCCCUAAAACAUCAGGAUACUUUCAGAUUAAGUUUCUCUAAAUAAUAAACACAGUCUGUUAGUUUUAUGCUUCAAAAUAAAGUUUAAUAAACUGCACUAAAGUUUCCUCUCACAUUUAUAACUCACUCUUUCUUUUAAGAUAAUAAACUGGAAAAUAAGAACACUUGAAUAAUUUACAUGAAAAAGAUCUGUUUAUGUGACUAACAGGACGACUAUUGUCUUAUAACUCAGAUCCAGACGUCCAAAGAUCAAAUCCAACAUUUUGAUCCACUGGCAAACCCUCCAAUUAUUGUUUUACAUGUUUACUCAACGUUUCCUUAAAUUUAGAGGAUAAUCCGAGUUCAGUUUUCCUCACAGGCUAUGCACACUUUCUUUUCCCAUUAUGCUUUGCAGCUUUUGAUCGUGUUCAAAAUCACAAACUGACCCGAAUGGAGAUCAAACUGCUUAAAAUUCAUCUUGUAUAUCAUCCAGCUUUAUCACACUCCUUUUAUUCAGACCGCCCUGCUCUGCUCCUUUAACACUACACACUGUGUUUCUGUGAACGCUGCUUUAACGUAGAAGCCUGAUGCUGAGUUAUUGUGGCAGUUUGAUCGCAGUGAAAUUGUACUAAAAGCAGCAGAUUAAAGGUAUUUAUUGAUACCUUAACACUUCUGCUGAUCUCACAUUUCAGAACCUAAAAAUCUUUAAGGUUUAUAUUUUUAUUUUCAGAGUUUCUGCACCUUAAAAAACAAAGACAUGAUUUCUGCUCAUAGAUAAAUCUCCUGUCUCCAUCUCAGCAUGGAGAUGUGUCACAUAAUGAACACAUUAAUGACGUGUUGAAGUCGGUGAGGCCAGAUUAACGUCUGACAUAUUAACUGAGUGAAUCCUGAGUGUGCAGUUUGUGGCUGGGACACAGCUUCAGUCGUCUGCUGCCUUCACAGGUUUCAUGUUUUAAAGUGUUUUACUUUAAUAAGAUCAUUGCAUCACUUUGUUGAUUCCUUUUUAUUAGUUUUAUUUCUUUAAAAUGCUGACAGAGUUUUUUUAAUGUUUGCAGCCAAAAGUAGAUGUAGCAGGAUGCUAACCGCGUCAUGAUGUUUAAGUUUGAGUGGAAGGAACUUUUUGUCUGUGUACUUUGUGUCCUCUAAAUGUGCCUUUUUACACAGUGACAAUAAAUUGCUUUUUAACGGUU
Messenger RNA from Notolabrus celidotus (New Zealand spotty), 3295 nucleotides. It is a transcript of the gene prrc1, whose product is annotated as proline-rich coiled-coil 1. Gene Ontology annotation, molecular function: protein kinase A regulatory subunit binding. Gene Ontology annotation, cellular component: cytoplasm. The record is from RefSeq and is a predicted model, not a curated record. Gene Ontology annotation, biological process: activation of protein kinase A activity. The coding region runs from base 188 to 1489 and encodes 433 amino acids. The transcript is spliced from 9 exons. Lineage: Eukaryota; Metazoa; Chordata; Actinopteri; Labriformes; Labridae.